AUGGCUGUUUUGAACGGCAACACCGCUACGAUGCCUUCCACUUGGGUCCCUGCUGCACAUCCUUCAGUUGAUUCUAUUAGCGAUCAAGUCGAUGGCUGGUUUCUCCAGCAUUGGCCGUUCCUAGGCCUAAAAGCGAGGAAGAAGUUUGUGGCCGCAGGUUUCUCUCGCGUCACGUGCCUUUACUUCCCUCUUGCACGAGACGAUCGCAUUGCAUUUGCUUGCAAGCUUCUCACUAUUUUGUUCCUGAUCGAUGAUAUUCUCGAGGACAUGUCCUUCGAUGACGGCAAAGCAUACAACGAGAGGUUAAUGCCGAUCGCUAGGGGUGAUGUAAAGCCAGACCCCUCCAUCCCCGUAGAAUGGAUGUUCGACGACAUCUGGGCCGGCAUGCGCGCCCAGGACAUUGCCCUCGCCAACAACGUCCUCGAGCCCUGCUUCGUCUUCAUGCGCGCCCAAACUGAUAAAUCCCGCAAAUCCAUCAAUGAGUUCGGCGACUACAUGAACUACCGCGAGCGAGAUGUGGGCAGCGCCCUCCUCUACUCCCUCAUGCGAUUCGCUAUGGGUCUGCACCUCGAGCCCGAGAAGCUCGCGCCCGAGGAGCUCCAGACAAUGAAGCAAGUCGAACAAAACUGCGCCAAGCACCUCGCCAUCGUUAACGACAUCUACAGCUGGGAGAAAGAACUUGCCCAAAGCGAAAAGUCGGUUCAGGAGGGCUCAGUGCUGUGCUCUGCCGUCAAGGUGAUGGCGGACAAUGCCGGCCUGAGCGUGGAUGCUGCGAAGCGAGUGUUGUGGAGUAUGGUGCGCGAGUGGGAGAACAAGCAUGAGAUGCUGUGUGCGAAAUCGUAUGUGCAGGAUCCCGAUGACCCAAAGAGCUUGUAUCUGCAGGGGCUGAAGUAUCAAAUGUGCGGCAAUGAGCUGUGGAGUCGGACGACCCCGAGGUACUUGGUGGUGGAUUAG
Molecule: messenger RNA, 954 nt
Organism: Venustampulla echinocandica
Lineage: Eukaryota; Fungi; Ascomycota; Leotiomycetes; Helotiales; Pleuroascaceae
Product: Aristolochene synthase
Exons: 3
Coding region: 1-954 (317 amino acids)
Source: RefSeq, a predicted model, not a curated record